GGUAGUGUAGCACAGUGUCAAACACUGUAGACAAUGGCUGAAAAACUAGCACUGGUAGUUAUUUUUUUGGGGACAACCAUUUAAUAUCUAUCAACCAAAUUGAUUGGCUAUUUUGUGUGUGUAUGUGUGUGUGUGUGACCACUGUUUACUAUAUAUAUUAAAUUAUUAAAAGAGAGAGAGAGAGAGAUCAAUAUAGUGGUCAACUAUGUCCACAAUUACCGACAAUAACGGCGGCAGUACUGAUGGUCACAACAACAACAACAACGACAGCAAUAAUCUGCAACUUCUUCGGGUAAAUCAUAGCCUAAAGAUGUCCGAAGCUUUCGAGUCGAUGUUUACCGACGAAAGCCUAACGGAUAUUACCAUCUUUUGCGACGGUACUACUGUUAAGGCUCAUCGGGUAAUACUGGCCGCUUCGUCAUCGUAUUUCAAGAACAUAUUGGCCACAAUCAACUGCAACCAACAGUAUCCGAUGGUCUAUCCGGUAGUGUUUGUCCCGGGUAUCAAACUAACCGAUAUGUUAGCAAUGCUGGAGUUUAUCUAUCGGGGCGAGGUUACCAUUCCCAAUGGUCAGCUGUCAUCGCUGGUCAAAAGUGCCGAAAUAUUAGGCAUCAGCGGUCUCUGUCAGUUGGAUCCGAACGCACAGAAUCUGAGCUCAGAUGGCGGCGGCGGUGGCGACGGCGGUACUAAUGAUGCCAAACAAUCGCCACCAGUGGACACAAACAAAAGCCGUACAUCCAGUCCUACAGUCGACAACAGCAGCACCGGUACCGCUGCUGCUGCUGCUGCUAGUAGUACAGGACCGGCCAAAAGGGGUCGCAAACGAAAGAAGUUGUCGACAACAACAACAACAACGGCUACGCCAAAGAUCGACAAUGAAAUAACAUCCGACUCGGAAAUGAUGACGACAUCCAAGAAAAUGGACGAUACAUGCGAUGAUAAUGAAGAUCUGGAUUCGUCGACGACGACUAGUGGUGGUGGUGGUAAGGCAGGUCCGACAUCGGAAAAGUUGGCCAAAUCAAAGCUCCGAUCGUGGACUCAACAGAUUGCACUGAAAGCCAAUCACAAGGACUCUGCCGCCGCCGCCGCUGCCGAUGAAUCUCAGGAAUUAUCCGAAAGUGAUAGUCAAUCGAAAGACAUGGACAUUGAUGGUCACAACAACACCACCACCACUACCAGUGGUAGUCAACAACAGACGAAGAGACAACAACAACAACAACAGCAACAACUGAAGCAUUCCAGAGCCCGAAGAGUUCCUCUUAAGUACAGUGAAUAUACUCUACCGAAAGGUAUUCAAGACUCGCAAAAGGAAACCGACGGCGAAACUGAUGACUCAACCAGUCUGUCGUUGAGACCGCCAACACCCAGACUGACACGCGGCCGAAGUCGUGUCCAUUCAGUGGAUUCUAUGGCAGCGGAUCAGCCAAACCAGGAAACAAUGGCAACAACUUCAUUGACAGCUGACGGUAGCGGCGGUGGCUCUCAAUCGACAACAGCACUGUUGACACCAAAUACUCGGAGCCGAAAGACAACUACAACUACAACAACAGCAUUGACAGCCAAAGAAACUGUGGUCAAGACUGAGCCCAAUGUCGAUGUCGUUGUCGGCGACAACAACAACAGUGAUACUAAUAAUAAUCAGUCGACGAUUGGCAGCGAUAGCAACAAUAGUAAACUGGACGACAAUGAUAGUGAUGAAAGACCAACAGAUACUACAACAACAACAACACUGACAACAUCACCGCAGACUACAUCAUCUAUGAUGAUGUCGACCACUACUACUACUACUACCGCCGCCGCCACCACAUCGUCGUCGUCGUCAUCUACGGUACGAAACAAGACUCAGACACCCGUCAAGUCUCAGAUUCCGCUACAAUCGUCUUCAUCAUCAGUGCCAUCAUCGCCAAUGAAAUGGCGACCAAAGUCUUCAACAACAACACCAUCGGCAUCGGCAGCAAAGUAUACAAGAGUUCGUUCAUCUACGACAUCGAUGGCCAACAACAACGCGACCACCUCUGCAACCGCCGCCACAUCACCGCCGCCGCCGCAACAAUCGCUUGACUAUCAAUACGAAUCGAUUCAGGCGGACGGCCCGCCAGUCUACCGGUGCCAACAAUGCCGCCAUUGUUUCCGUAGCAAACAAAAUAUCAUUGACCACAUCCGCAGCGUUCACAACAAAAGCGAUGAACGAUAUGUCUGUCCUCUUUGUCACAAACAAUUCAAAUGGAAGACCAGUCUUAACAAUCAUUUGAAUCAAUUGCAUCCGUUGUCGAGGCCGACACCGCUCAGACAUUUCGAUAAACCAAGAAAAUCGGUGUCCAAUCGGUAUGAAUGAUUGAAAAACCCCGAUAACAACCAACCGUUUUGAUUGGAUUGGAUUGGAU
Molecule: messenger RNA, 2384 nt
Organism: Oppia nitens
Lineage: Eukaryota; Metazoa; Arthropoda; Arachnida; Sarcoptiformes; Oppiidae
Product: serine-rich adhesin for platelets-like
Exons: 4
Coding region: 206-2335 (709 amino acids)
Biological process (GO): regulation of transcription by RNA polymerase II
Cellular component (GO): nucleus
Molecular function (GO): protein binding
Source: RefSeq, a predicted model, not a curated record